This is a messenger RNA of Chiloscyllium plagiosum (whitespotted bambooshark), 1186 nucleotides long. RefSeq names its product ribosome biogenesis regulator 1 homolog (gene rrs1). The record is from RefSeq and is a predicted model, not a curated record. Gene Ontology annotation, biological process: ribosome biogenesis; ribosomal large subunit biogenesis; endonucleolytic cleavage in ITS1 to separate SSU-rRNA from 5.8S rRNA and LSU-rRNA from tricistronic rRNA transcript (SSU-rRNA, 5.8S rRNA, LSU-rRNA). Gene Ontology annotation, cellular component: nucleus; nucleolus; preribosome, large subunit precursor. NCBI's taxonomy places the organism in Eukaryota, Metazoa, Chordata, Chondrichthyes, Orectolobiformes, Hemiscylliidae. Gene Ontology annotation, molecular function: protein binding.
UUGGGAGAUCACGUGGCGCGCGCUCGGAGGAAGUGACGACACCGGCGGAAGUGAGGUCGGGUGAAGAUGGCGGCGCUGGCGGCGGAGCAGCUGGUGGCCGAGGCCGAGCGCUCGGUCCGGGUGGAGCGUCCGGUGGAGUUGGAGCUGGACCUGGGCAACCUGACGGCGCUGGACACGAACCCGCUGGCGGCCGGGGCCGGGGCCUGGCUGCGCUCCCUCGCCCGGGACAACACGCAGCUGCUGGUGAACGCCGUGUGGCAGCUGCCGAGCGAGAGGCUCCCGGAGGGGGUGGUGGCCUCGCUGCCCCCGCCCUCCACCCGCAUGCCCCGGGAAAAGCCGGUGCCCAGACCCCGGCCGCCCACCCGCUGGGAGCAGUUCGCCAAACUCAAGGGCAUCCGGAAGAAAAAGAAGAGCGGCCUGGCGUGGGACGAGGGCCGGAAGGAGUGGCGCCGCCGCUGGGGCUACCAGAGAGCCAACGAUGAGACCAAGGAGUGGGUCCUGGAAGUGCCCGACUCCGCCGACCCCAAUGAGGACCAGUUCGCCAAACGCGUGGCCGCCAAGAGGGAGCGAGUGGCCAAGAACGAGCUGAACAGGCUGCGGAACAUCGCCCGGGCCCAGAAGUCCAAGGUGCCCGGCGCGGGGCUCGCCCCCACCCCGCAGCCCAGCAAAGCCGAGCUCGGCGAAGCCAUCCGCGUGGCGAGGGCCUCCACCGCUUCGGUCGGCAAGUUUCAGGAAAAGCUGCCCAAGGAGCAGGAGCCGAGGAACGCCGGCAAGAGGAGGAAGUUCGAGCCCCUGAUCGGAGACUUCUCGGCGGAGAGGCGGAGGCAGCUGGAGCUUCUCGACGUUAUCUCCAGCCGGAAACCCAGACUGGACACCACCAAGGCCGCCAACAGGCAGCUUCGGGAAGACGACCAGGAGCAGGCGGCGAAACGGAAGAAAAUGCGGCCAAAAGGCGGGAAAGGAGGAAAAAGUCACAAUCGCAAUAAUAAGGGGAAAGGUCAACAUCGGAAAUCGGGCAUGAAACAGCUUGGGAAGAGAAAAUGAGCCCAACUGAACCCUUAAAUACUGUACUCUUGUUUUAGAGAACGUUGUAAUUUUGCGAGGACGUACCUUAUUUCUUUUUUCAGAAUUUAUGUUCUGACAGUUGUUUUUCACGAACUUAAAAUAAAGUAUUUUGUAUUUCUUA